CAAAAAAUAAAAUUUUAAAAAAUAAUAUAUAGUUAUACACAUGUAACAAUAUGAGUGGAGAUUAUUUGUCUUUUUUUCAAUCAAGCAUGUAGCUUGGUUGGGCUACAUUUACAACAAAAUAUAUUACUCAUAAUACAAUAAUCAAUUCCUAAAAAAAAAGGUACAUUAAUCAAUUACUCUUUUUUUUUUUUUAUUAAAACAAUAAUCAAUUACUAAUUACUCUAAUUAUUCCCUUUAAUUUCCAAAUUUCAAUUCCUAAAAAUCGAAAAAAAUAACAUUAAUCUACAUACCAAACCCAGUUGCCAAUUUUAUUUCAAAAAAACCAUAAUAAUAAUAAUAAAAAAUUAUAUGAAACCUCCUCAUUUGUUGUUGAUACACAUAACGUCCCCAUACAAGUCACAUAACAAUAUUACAUUACAUUACAUUACACCAACGCCACCACCUUCCCUCCCUUAAAAUAUAAAAACUCCCACACUCAGUCUUCCUUCUCUCUCUUCUUUCUCUCUCCUCCAUUCUCAACACUCAAACAAACCGCCAUUAAAAUUCCUCCCUAUUUUCUCUCUCCUCUCCCACCCUCUCCCUUUCACACAACCACACACUCCUUCUUCCACCUUCUUCAACCUUCAUUCUUCAUCUUCUGCAAAUUCUACAACUGAUUGAAUUAUUACAUACUGAUGAUUUCUGCGUUUAUUCUAGGGUUUUCAAAUCAAUUUUAGUGAUUUUUGAUGCGAUAUUUAGUGAUUAUUUACGCCUCAAAAUUCGUCUCUCAUUAAUCAAGAUGAUUCGAGCUAUUCUAUCUAAGACGUGAUCUGUAUUACUUGAUUUACAUCGAUCUAAGUAAGAUCUGUAUUAAUUUAUAGGUUUCUAAGACGUCUCAACGUCUCUCUUAAUUGUUGUGAAUGCUUCGAAAGUUUUUGAUACUGGAUAAUUCAUCAUGAUUCGUGCUAUCUUAUCUAAGACGUGACCGCAUUUUCCUCCGAUUUUUUUUGGUACAAAAAGCUGGUUUGAUCAAUUUACCAAAUUGAGAAACAGUGAUUUUCUCUCUCCUCUCCCGUGAGUUUGAAAAAGGAAAGAGAAGAAAAAGAUGCCGCACAGAGCGACUUACUUUUUCCCACGGCAAUUCCCUGAUACUCGGGGUACUUUCCCACCACAAACACCCGUCGCACCAACUACAACAGCUGCAACUACUCCAACAGAUCUUCGUCACGAGAACCAGCAACAAUCGCAAGUAAAGAACAACGAAUUCGAGGUUGUUAACAAAAGCAGCAGCUCUUCGUUCACUGAAAGUGAUGCGAAAGAGCUGCUAGUGAAGAAGUUCACGGGUAACAGUUACGCCAACAACUUUAACACAUUUGAUAAUAUCACUCGUUCUACUAGUGGGACGAAUACGAGCAAUAAGUUGGCCGCCUUUUAUAACUGGAUUGCAGCUGACAAUCACAAGAAGAAUAAGAAGAACAAGAAUAAAGGUGGUGGUGGUGAUGUUGUGAGUUCGAAGUUGGCGUAUGAUGAGCAGGAGCUGUUAUUGCCUCCGGAGUCGGAGACGGUGGUUCCAGGGGAGAAGAGUUGUGGGUUGUACCGGGAUUCGUCGUUGGCACGGCUUUCGAGCUGUGGGAGUAGCUAUGGAGCUGGGAGUUUUUUCUCGAGUGAGAUUCACGAGACUACUCGGUCUACGAUUCGAAGCUCGAUAACGGAGGUCGUGGGCGUGGAGGUGGCGGAGGAGGUGGAGGAGAGAGACAAGAAGGAGCAGAGUUUAGCGGAUAAAGCAAGGGAGAGUUAUUAUUUGCAGCUUACCUUGACGAAGAGGCUUGCUUCUCAUGCAAAUCUUGGGAAUGAACCCACUAUGUUUUUGUUUGAGGGAGGGGUGGAGGGCCAUGGGUCGAGUUCGGAUGUUGCAACCCUGUCUUAUCGGUUAUGGGUUAGUGGGUGCUUGUCAUAUAACGAUAAGAUAACAGAUGGCUUUUACAAUAUAUUGGGGAUGAAUCCUCAGGUCUGGGUGAUGUGCAAUGAUGUUGAGGAUGCUAAAGGGGUUCCAUCGUUGGCGUCGCUGAAAGCUAUUUCACCCCAUGAUACAUCAAUGGAGGUAGUUAUGGUUGAUAAACAUGGUGAUUCUAGACUCAGGGAGCUGCAGGAUAGAGCACAAGAACUAUCCAGCACUUCACAAAAUGCAUUGGUAUUAGUGGAGCAGCUCGGAAAACUUGUCUCCAUUCACAUGGGGGGUAAUUUUUCGGUGGAACAAGGUGAUCUCCACAUGCGCUGGAAAGUGGUUAGUAAGAGACUGAAGGAGCUUCACAAGUGCAUAGUACUGCCCAUUGGUAGUCUCUCUUCAGGGCUUUGUAGGCACCGUGCAAUUCUUUUUAAGAAAUUAGCGGAUUAUGUAGGAUUGCCAUGCAGGAUUGCUCAAGGUUGUAGGUAUUGUGCUGCAGAUCACCGGUCAUCUUGCCUUGUUAUAAUUGAAGAUGACAGGCAGCUACCAAGGGAAUAUGUAGUUGAUUUGAUUUGUGAGCCGGGAAAUGUCCGCAGUCCAGAUUCAUCAGUCAAUGGAGGUCUGCUUACAUCACUGUCUUCACCAUUUCAGAUUUCUCGUCUCAAAGAAUUUCAGCAGAAUUUUGUAUACAAUCCCUCUUGUAGCCAAAAACCCAUGCCAAAACACACAUGUGCUUCGUCUGGUCUUCUAAAUCCUGGCAAUGGAGGAGGUUGGCACAAUGAGGAAAGUGAAUUGCUCAAAGAAGGGAAUAGAAAUGUAUAUAAUCCUCUCGAUGAAAGCUGUAGAGGGAUGAAAUCAUCUGUGGUGCCUUUGGUGCUAGAAAAGGCUGAGAAUCCAGUCAUUCAGAGAUCUGAUAUGCUUGCCAUCGAAACAGUUUCAAAAGUUUUGGCCAGCCCUGUAGCAGUAUCAAGCCUUAGUGUUGAAGAAUAUAUACAACAAAAUUACAAGACAGACAUGAUUGUGCAGCAACCUAGAGUUGACAAUGUUCAGCCUGUAGUGCAGGAGGUUGAUGGUCAACAAUGCAUGUUAUCUGCUUCAGCUAUCAGAUUUUUGGACCUUGAACCUUCUCUUGCAAUGGAUUGGAUGGAGAUAUCUUGGGAUGACUUACAUCUCAAAGAGCGUGUUGGUGCUGGUUCUUUUGGGACUGUGCAUCGUGCUGAAUGGCAUGGAUCGGAUGUCGCAGUGAAGGUUUUAACUGUCCAAGAUUUUCAAGAUGAUCAAUUGAAGGAGUUCCUCCGUGAGGUUGCAAUAAUGAAACGUGUCCGUCACCCCAAUGUGGUUCUCUUUAUGGGUGCUGUAACCAAGCGUCCUCACCUAUCCAUAGUGACAGAAUAUCUGCCGAGAGGUAGCCUCUACCGGCUUUUGCACAGACCAGCUUCUGGUGAAGUCUUGGAUCAAAGGAGGAGAUUACGGAUGGCAUUGGAUGUGGCCAAGGGGAUUAAUUAUCUGCAUUGUCUUAGCCCUCCUGUGGUGCAUUGGGAUUUAAAAUCUCCCAACUUGCUGGUUGACAAGAAUUGGACAGUGAAAGUAUGUGAUUUUGGUUUGUCCAGAUUCAAAGCGCACACAUUCAUUUCUUCAAAGUCUGUUGCUGGAACGCCUGAGUGGAUGGCCCCUGAGUUUCUCCGUGGAGAACCUUCCAACGAGAAAUCAGAUGUUUACAGUUUUGGAGUCAUCUUAUGGGAGCUGGUGACAAUGCAACAACCAUGGAAUGGACUUAGCCCAGCUCAGGUGGUCGGAGCUGUUGCUUUUCAGAAUAGGAGGCUCACUAUCCCAGCAAAUACCUCUCCUUUGUUGGCUUCACUCAUGGAAGCAUGCUGGGCAGAUGAUCCAAGUCAGCGACCAUCUUUCAAGAAAAUAGUUGAAACGUUAAAGAAGCUUCUGAAAUCUCCUACACAGCUCAUACAAAUGGCUGGACCUGGACCAUAAUUAAAAAGCAUCGGGAAUAAAUGAAAAUGGCUCGAAAUUCACUUAAGCUAAAGAUUUUCUGUGAUUUGGCAACCAAAAUAAUCUCCACUAAAGCUUGGGGUUUUUACCUUCUUUUCUUGUUUUUUUGUUUGAAAGGUGUUGCUUGUCCAACCCUUGUCCAUAGGCAAAACAAUCCUUGAAAGUGUAAAUGCCGGAGAAUUGUGAUUGAUGCAUUACUUUGUACUUUGUAGUGUCUACAUAGAUGAUAACUUUGAGAAGAUGAUAGUUUUAUUCAUGGAUACCCGAUUUUUAUGGGUGACCAACUAGCAACUCUGUUUUCAUUUGAUUGCAAUGCUGUAUUUUGAGACUAUUUAAGAUUGCUUUGCAAGAACGAUUUGAAUUUUUCUGUAGUAAGAGUAAUUUGUAAGUUGUUUAGUAUUCCGUAUUACAUAUUCCCUUUUUGAU
Chenopodium quinoa (quinoa) is the source of this 4354-nucleotide messenger RNA. Its product is annotated as serine/threonine-protein kinase CTR1-like. Lineage: Eukaryota; Viridiplantae; Streptophyta; Magnoliopsida; Caryophyllales; Amaranthaceae. The transcript has 16 exons. Gene Ontology annotation, molecular function: ATP binding; protein kinase activity. Gene Ontology annotation, biological process: protein phosphorylation. The coding region runs from base 1085 to 3910 and encodes 941 amino acids. The record is from RefSeq and is a predicted model, not a curated record.